Daktulosphaira vitifoliae (grape phylloxera) is the source of this 1967-nucleotide messenger RNA. Its product is annotated as zinc finger protein 836-like. NCBI's taxonomy places the organism in Eukaryota, Metazoa, Arthropoda, Insecta, Hemiptera, Phylloxeridae. Gene Ontology annotation, biological process: regulation of DNA-templated transcription. Gene Ontology annotation, molecular function: DNA-binding transcription factor activity, RNA polymerase II-specific; zinc ion binding; RNA polymerase II cis-regulatory region sequence-specific DNA binding. The transcript is spliced from 5 exons. The record is from RefSeq and is a predicted model, not a curated record. Bases 288 to 1775 code for a protein of 495 amino acids. Gene Ontology annotation, cellular component: nucleus.
UUUAAAUCUUUUCUCGUGUUUUAUUAUUAUCAUAUUGAAAUUAAUUUAAUUACCAAGAUGUAUUUAUUCAUCUAGAGUAUUGCAAAUUCAUCCACAUUUCUUGCAUUAUGCUGUCAAUUGUAUUGGAUGUUGCUAGACUAUAAAUAGUCAUUAAUAUUUAAAAACUAUUAUUAAUAUUUUGCAAAUUUCUAAAAUUUAAUAAAUAUUUUUGAAUGCUUGUUUAUUUAUAGACAAAUUCGCAAUUUUAUUAUUCUUCGUGAUUUAUAUUGCUAGAAAGUUUUUAAACCAUGAAUGAUAUAUAUGAUUUGGAUAAUAAUUCUGGAAACUUAAGCAUUUCACAAAAAUACAGUGUUAACGAUUAUUGUAGAUUAUGUGCGAGCAAACACAAUCACAUGAUACCUAUAUACAUCGAUGAAGGCAUUCAUCAUAAGCUUGAAAAAAAAUUGAGAACUCAUCUACCUUUUCUUAAUGUGCAACAAAAUGAUUUAUUACCGCAACAUAUAUGUUACCAUUGUGCAUCAACUAUUUUAGUUUGGGAUAAAUUGUAUGAGAGUUGUGCAGAUGCUGAUUAUAAACUAAAAGGUAUGUUUGAAGUGGUUAUUUCAAAUGAACAACUGCUAUGCAAGGAUAAGCAAGAAGACUUUUGUGUUGCAAAUGCACUUAGUAGUGAAUUGACUAAAGAUAACUUUUUUGAUUGUGAAAGAAAAAAUAUUUAUACUGAUUCACCCUUGGAAGAUUUAAUUUCAUUAACUGAUGUAAAUAGCAAUGUAACUGACUUUAAUAACCAGUUUGAACAGUUUAAGAACAUUUGUUAUAAUGAACGAGUAGAUAUAGAUCAACCUGAACAUAUUGAUAUAACUUCUUUAAUAUCUAAUAAUGAUAGUAUAAUGAACUCCAUCAAAAAUCCUUUAAAUGACUCAAAUGAAAGUAUUAAAUAUGAAAACAAAAAGGACAGUACUAGUUUAUUUAUGAAUGAAAAACAGCAAAUACAAGAAACAUCAUGUCAUAUAUGCAAAAUUGUAUUUAAAUCACGGUAUAAUCUAAUACGUCAUUUUCAAAAAAGACAUCCUGAAUGUAAAACAUAUGAGUGUGACCUUUGUCUCAUUAGUUUUUCUACAAUUGACAAGUUCAAGGAGCACUUAAAAUACAUGCAUUCCAGUGACUGUGUAUUUGAUGUAAUCAAGAAUAAUGUGGAAGAUUCCAAACAAGUUAGGUUUGCAUGUGAUGUUUGUGGUAACAUGUAUAAAAACAAAGCAUCAGCUAUGAACCAUCUAUUGACUCACACGUCGAAUAAAACUGUUAUGUGCCAGCUGUGCAAUUUUAUGUGUUACACUAAACAGCAGCUAGCUGUUCAUCAAGCUAAGCAUGACAAACGAUUUAUAUGUGACAUAUGCAAUAAACGUUUUGCACAAAAAUCGCAGCUAGAUACACACAUUAAAGCAGUCCAUUACAACCAACGCCCAUUUUCUUGCUCAUUAUGUACAAAAUCUUUCAAAACCAAAGGCUCUCACGACGCCCAUAUGAUAGUACAUACAGAUACACGUUUUCAUCAAUGUCCAUACUGCGAUAAAAAAUGUCGUAAGCGGUAUGAUCUUACAUUGCAUAUUCGAACACACACGGGUGAAAAACCAUUCAAGUGCAGUGUUUGUGGACGUGGGUUUGUGCAGAUGUGUGAUACUCGCAAACACGAAAUGCUCCAUUACAGACCAGACAAAAAAAAGUUUUAUCCAGUUACUGUAGCAGUUGUUGAAAAAACAAUAAAAGAUUUUCCUUAAAGUUUUUUUUCCUAAAAAUUGAAAUGGUUUAUUAGUCUAUAUUAUUAAUAACAAUUUUUACUAGAAGUUACUCUAAAUUAUGUAAUUGGUUUUAAUUCAUAAAAUAUUGCAUUUAUAAUUUUAUUUUUAAUUGUUUAAUUGUGUAAUUUUUUUUUUUUAUAAUUAAUAAAAAAAUGUACUAAUACAUCUUUA